AUGGACAGCAUCAAGAACAAGAAGAACAACAACAACACCAUGAACAGCAAGGCAACGGAGAACACGAAUAACAACAACAACGACAUCAGCAUGGCAAAGUGCGUGACAAACAAGCCCAGCUGCAAGCGUGCGGUAGAGCCGAACCCUCUGCUGUACAAGGCUGCAGCGAGGAACCUUCGCGAUGUGCACGAUGUCCUCUCCAUGACGGCGGGCGGCCUGGAGAAGACCAUGGUCCUGCUUCAGCUCCGCCCCGGCCGCCUCGUGGCGCAGGGACUUGCCCCAAAGCAGCUCCUCAAGGGAAAAUCAGCAGCUGACGACGCUGACGCGGACGAUACCGACAGCAGCAGCAGCAGCAGCAGCGGAUCCGAAGUCAGGGCAAGCGGACAACAACCGGGUCUCGGACGACUCGAACAGCAACAGCAGCGACGGCACCGACACCGAGCACGACCACGUUGCCAAAANAACAACAACAACGACAUCAGCAUGGCAAAGUGCGUGACAAACAAGCCCAGCUGCAAGCGUGCGGUAGAGCCGAACCCUCUGCUGUACAAGGCUGCAGCGAGGAACCUUCGCGAUGUGCACGAUGUCCUCUCCAUGACGGCGGGCGGCCUGGAGAAGACCAUGGUCCUGCUUCAGCUCCGCCCCGGCCGCCUCGUGGCGCAGGGACUUGCCCCAAAGCAGCUCCUCAAGGGAAAAUCAGCAGCUGACGACGCUGACGCGGACGAUACCGACAGNGUGCGGUAG
This is a messenger RNA of Ectocarpus sp. CCAP 1310/34, 744 nucleotides long. NCBI's taxonomy places the organism in Eukaryota, Phaeophyceae, Ectocarpales, Ectocarpaceae. The record is from the annotation of a GenBank genome assembly.